Molecule: messenger RNA, 2731 nt
Organism: Drosophila guanche
Lineage: Eukaryota; Metazoa; Arthropoda; Insecta; Diptera; Drosophilidae
Gene: Gbeta5
Product: guanine nucleotide-binding protein subunit beta-5
Exons: 1
Coding region: 86-1156 (356 amino acids)
Biological process (GO): G protein-coupled receptor signaling pathway; G protein-coupled dopamine receptor signaling pathway
Cellular component (GO): heterotrimeric G-protein complex; cytoplasm
Molecular function (GO): protein binding; signaling receptor complex adaptor activity
Source: RefSeq, a predicted model, not a curated record
GAUUUUUCACUUGAUUUUUCGCCUUGACACUGGGAGUAACACACAAAUCGACGCUGGUGAAAAAGUGGAAAAUAAUUAAGUGAAAAUGUCGGAGAGCGCUGUCUCCGCCAGCAAUGUUAAUGCCAAUGAAAAAAUGGCAAACUUGCUGAAGGAGGCGGAAAAUUUGAAAACCAAAUUGGAGGAGGAGCGCUCGAAGCUGAAUGACGUCAACCUGUCGAACAUUGCGGAGCGUCUGGAGCAAAUUGCUUACGUCAACAUCAAGCCCCGCAAGGUGCUGAAGGGACACCAAGCAAAGGUGCUCUGCACCGACUGGAGUCCCGACAAGCGACACAUCAUCUCAUCCUCGCAGGAUGGCCGCCUCAUCAUCUGGGAUGCGUUCACCACCAACAAGGAGCAUGCCGUGACCAUGCCCACCACCUGGAUCAUGGCCUGUGCAUACGCCCCGUCGGGUAACUUUGUUGCCUGUGGUGGACUGGACAACAAGGUGACCGUCUAUCCGAUCACCUCCGAUGAGGAGAUGGCCGCCAAGAAGCGCACCGUUGGCACCCACACAAGUUACAUGUCGUGCUGCAUAUAUCCCAAUUCGGAUCAGCAGAUCCUGACGGGUAGCGGCGACUCGACUUGCGCCUUGUGGGACGUGGAGUCCGGCCAGUUGCUGCAAAGCUUUCACGGCCACUCGGGCGAUGUGAUGGCCAUCGAUUUGGCUCCCAACGAGACGGGCAACACCUUCGUCUCGGGCAGCUGCGACCGUAUGGCCUUUAUUUGGGACAUGCGCUCUGGCCAUGUUGUGCAGUCCUUUGAGGGACACCAGUCCGAUGUGAACAGCGUCAAAUUCCAUCCCUGCGGAGAUGCAAUCGCCACCGGUUCGGAUGAUAGCAGCUGCCGUCUGUACGACAUGCGGGCCGAUCGCGAGGUGGCUGUCUUCGCCAAGGAGAGCAUCAUAUUUGGUGUCAACUCGGUGGACUUUUCGGUCAGCGGUCGCCUGCUCUUUGCUGGCUACAACGACUACACCGUCAAUCUGUGGGACACUCUGAAGUCGGAGCGCGUCUGUCUGCUGUAUGGCCAUGAGAACAAGGUCUCCUGUGUGCAGGUAUCGCCCGAUGGCACUGCCCUAUCAACUGGCAGCUGGGACUACACCAUACGUGUGUGGGCGUAAAAAUCGAUUCCCCAUUGUUAAGAGCAUCUGUCAAGGACAUUAGCUCUAUAUGCUAUAGGUAUAAAUUACGGAUACACUUUUUUUUAUUAGAAAAGUUGCAGUACAGCGUUCUCAUGUGUACAUAUAUAUUUUUGAUGUUGCAACAAAUGCAAAUGGCUUUGGAAUAAUUCCAUUUAAUAUCUCUAUGUGUUAGGAUAUACAAACAUAAAUAUUGUUCUUAAAUAUUGGUCAAAAAUAAUGAAGUAAGUGCAGUGCAGCGGCUCAUAUAAAAUACUGAACACCGGAAUAACCAAAGAAAUGUAAAUGUACACCAAUAACCGUAUAAUGCAAUUCUCUAUUUGUGUCUGGACUAUGUUCCAUGUGUAUUCUAUAAUCCAAAGAUAUUGUAAGCUGAAGUCCUAAUGGAAAUAAUAUUUAUGUGUAUUUGAGAAGCUCCAUAGAGAAAGAGAAAAAACCAAACUUUUGAGUGCAAAAAUAUACUAUAAUAAUAUUCCCAAUAUGUAUCUAGUCGGAUAUGAUAUCAAUGGAUUUAUAUGUAUGUGUGCUAUUUUAACCAACAGAUAUUAUUGUAUAUAUUUAUGGUAUGUAUUUCAAUGAAAUACCGUAAACAGAAGAACACUUCACGGGCUGAACCUUAUCAAAAAUCUGUAUGCAUAUGUACUUGAUGGAUAUCUUGUUAAGGGAUUAAUCCUCAAGUUAAACGCAUAUCCAAUAUGUGGUGCACAGCGGCUCAUGGGUGAUGAAUAGAAUAACUUUAGGACGAGAUACAGAUAUGUAUGUUGUACGAUUAUUCCAAUUAAAUGUUGGAUAGGGGAUACCAAAAUAUGUUCGGAGCAAUAAGAGUACUUACCGUUUUUCACUACCUCUGAUGGUCAGACAGUGAACAGCCAAAAAUUGUAAAUAGUUCCAGUUAAAAACAGAAACAAGACACAGAAACUCUGCUUCUCGAAUGUGGUGUUUAUUUUAAAUACUUCUUCUUACAACUGACAAAUGUAAGGAGUAGCCAACUAAAACCAAACAGAAAAUAUGAAAAACUUCGGUUAUGUUAAAUAUUACAUAUGGAUAUUUAACUGCAGAACAGACAUUAGCUGUGUAAAACUAACCGAAUAUGAAACCCCACGAAAAAAUAUUAACUUCAGAUAUAGAUAUUUGGAAUAUUACAUACAUUUUUGCGCGAACCAAAAUAAAUAAAUAACUUAAAUAUAUUCUUUUAAGUGUAGUGGAAACACUUUUGUUUUGUUAAAUAUUACAUACAUAUUUGCGUAUACAAAAUAACUAUACAAUAUAAAUGGAUAUUUAACUACAGACCCGACAUUAACUACAAUACAAUUCAUUUAACUCCAGUACUCUGAUGUCUGUCAGUUGAUUACACAUAAAACUAGCACAGGGUGAUGAACAAAAUCAGAGAUAGAGUAUUAUAUACUUGAUAUAUAAUAUGUACAAAAAUGAACAGUUGGAAAAAGAGGAAGAAAUGGGAAUUCAAAUUAACAUCGGAUAUAUGUAACUUUACAUGCAUAUAUACAAUGUGCAUAGAAAUAAGUUCCUGUUCCUGAAAAUAAAUGUUGAAAAUGCAAA